Striga hermonthica is the source of this 2451-nucleotide messenger RNA. NCBI's taxonomy places the organism in Eukaryota, Viridiplantae, Streptophyta, Magnoliopsida, Lamiales, Orobanchaceae. The record is from the annotation of a GenBank genome assembly.
AUGGCGUCGUUCACUGCUCCGACUCAUUCCUGCCAUCUCAUCUCGUCGCAGGCCACGCGCCGCCGCCGUCCCUCUGCAAACGCCGUCGUUUCACCCGCUUCUUCGGUUUUCAGAUGUAAUCUCCCACCCCCUGCCACCGCUUUCUCCUCCCAAAACCCUAAUACCUCCAAAUUUCCCACAUUUCCUCUCAAAUCCGCAAUUUCUCUCAAAUCUAUCGCCGCCUCCGCCGCCUCGUGCAUUCUUUUCCACGUUUCCAAACCUGCAUUCUCCGGCAUAAACUCUAUCUUUGGCUCUACCGGCGGCGGAGGAGGGGGCGGCGGUGGUGGAGGAGGCGGCGGCGGUGGAGGAGGAAGUAAUGGUGGGGAGGGCGGUGGUGGGUUCUUUCGGUUCUUCUCGGCGGAGGCUGUUGCAAAGGACGAAGACCCUCAACAAGACUGGGAUUCCCAUGGACUUCCCGCCAACAGAGUUGUUCAGCUGCGCAGACUCAGCGGUUUCAAGAAGUAUAAGGUUUCGGAUAUCCUAUUCCUGGAUAGCCGGGGGGGCUCGACUGUAGGUACUGAAGAUCCUUUCUUCGAGAUGGUGUCCCUUCAACCGGGAGGAAUCUACACCAAAGCACAGCUCCAGAAAGAGGUAGAAUCCCUAGCAACUUGCGGAAUGUUUGAACAAGUUGAUCUAGAAGCAAAGACGAAUCCAGAUGGCACCAUCAGUAUAACCAUUCCAUUCCGCGAGUCCACUUGGAAAGGGGCCAAUAGAUUCAGGUGUGUUAACGUUGGGCUCAUGCCACAGCCCAAGCCUAUUGAGAUGGACCCUGAUAUGACUGAGAGGGAGCAAAUGGAUUUUAUGAUGGACCAGCAGAACGAGUACUUGAAUAGGAUUGAGAAGGCAAGGCCUUGUUUGCUUCCAAUGUCUGUGCAAAAUGAGGUACAACAGAUGUUGAUGAAUGAUUUCAAGUUGAGCGCGAGAUUGUUGCAGAAGAUAAGGGAUAAGGUUCAGCAGUGGUAUCAAGAAAACGGGUAUGCCUGUGCACAAGUUGUGAAUUUCGGGAAUUUGAAUACGAAUGAGGUGGUAUGUGAAGUGGUGGAAGGUGAUAUCACGCAGCUAGUGGUUCAGUUCCAUGAUAAGCUUGGGAAUGUUUGCGAGGGGAAUACUCAGUUCCCUGUGAUAAAGAGAGAAUUGCCCAAGCAGCUUCGCCAAGGACGAGUUUUCAAUAUGGAUGAUGGGAGGAAAGCACUAAGGAAUUUAAAUUCUUUAGCUCUCUUCUCGAACAUUGAGGUAAACCCUCGCCAAGAUGAGCAGAAUGAGGGAGGCAUUAUUGUUGAAGUCAAGCUUAAAGAAUUGGAGCAGAAGUCUGCUGAAGUUAACACAGAUUGGAGUAUCGUUCCAGGCCGAGGAGGCCGUCCAACACUGGCUUCUAUCCAACCAGGUGGGACUGUUUCUUUUGAGCAUCGUAAUAUUAACGGUUUGAAUAGGUCACUUCAUGGUUCAGUGACUACUAGCAACUUCCUUAACCCACAGGAUGACCUUUCUUUCAAGAUGGAAUAUGUCCAUCCGUACCUAGAUGGAGUACACAAUCCUCGCAACCGUACUUUUCGUGUUAGCUGCUUUAAUAGUAGAAAGCUGAGCCCAGUCUUCACUGGUGGACCUGGAAUAGAAGAAGUUCCUCCUAUAUGGGUUGAUCGAGCCGGAGUUAAAGCCAACAUUAUGGAGAAUUUCACGCGUCAAAGCAAAUUUACGUAUGGAGUUGUGAUGGAGGAGAUAACAACACGUGAUGAGACCAGCCACAUCUCUGCAAAUGGUCAAAGGGUGUUACCAAGUGGUGGAGUGAGUGCAGAUGGACCUCCCACAACACUCAGUGGGACCGGGGUUGACCAAAUGGCAUUUGUGCAGGCUAAUAUCACUCGUGACAACACCAAAUUUGUAAAUGGGGCUAUUGUUGGUGAGAGAAAUGUGUUCCAGCUUGACCAAGGGCUUGGAAUUGGCAGCAAAUUUCCGAUCUUUAACCGUCAUCAGUUAUCAUUAACCCGGUUUGUACAACUGAAGCAAGUAGAAGAAGGCGCUGGAAAGCCACCACCACCAGUUUUGGUCCUCCAUGGCCAUUAUGGUGGCUGUGUUGGUGAUCUUCCCAGUUAUGAUGCAUUUACGUUGGGGGGACCUUAUUCGGUGCGAGGUUAUAACAUGGGAGAAUUGGGAGCUGCAAGAAAUAUACUUGAGGUGGCUGCUGAGCUUCGGAUACCCGUGAAAAGCACCCACACGUAUAUCUUUGCCGAGCAUGGAAAUGAUUUGGGGAGUUCAAAAGAUGUCAAAGGAAACCCGACUCAGGUGUACAGAAGAAUGGGCCACGGCUCGUCUUAUGGUGUGGGAGUCAAGUUAGGGUUAGUGAGAGCUGAGUAUGCAGUUGAUCAUAACUCGAGGACUGGCACUAUGUUCUUCAGGUUUGGGGAGAGAUUCUAA